Triticum aestivum (bread wheat) is the source of this 562-nucleotide messenger RNA. RefSeq lists its product as uncharacterized. Lineage: Eukaryota; Viridiplantae; Streptophyta; Magnoliopsida; Poales; Poaceae. The coding region runs from base 1 to 522 and encodes 173 amino acids. The transcript is spliced from 3 exons. The record is from RefSeq and is a predicted model, not a curated record.
AUGGCCUACCAUGCUCUGUCGGAACUGAAACCCGGAGUGAAGAACUGGAAUGUCUGCGUUCAUGUCUCCCACCUCUGGGAAUACCGCGGUGGCACCGACACUGGUCCGGUGCAACAUGUAGAUAUGGUUCUGGUCAAUAACAAGGGAAAUGCUAUGUACGCUGAGAUAGGAAAGGAUGACUUGGAGCAUAAAGCUCCGCUAUUGGCUGACGGCAACACAUACACUCUGACCAGAUUCAUGGUGUCGCUUGCCACACUAUUGUGGAAGCAGUGGCUGACAUCCAAGAUGGCUUUCUGGAGUUCGUGUACGACCCUAUUCCGUUUCUGGACCUCGCAGCCUAUGUGGGAGAGAACAAGCGCUUUAUAUUGUUGGGUCAUAGUGAGUGUCUCUGCUGCUGCAUUUCUCUGCAUUGCGCGCCAGCCAACUCUGACCACCAAACGCACUAUAGUCCUGGAAGACCACUUUUAUUUCAUUUUCUCUGUUCUUGAGGUUUAUAUAUGGUUCAAACUUCAAACAUAUUAAUUAAUCAACUCCAUUGAGGUGGCACUGAGAAAAUGAUUUA